This is a messenger RNA of Blastomyces gilchristii SLH14081, 2043 nucleotides long. RefSeq lists its product as uncharacterized. NCBI's taxonomy places the organism in Eukaryota, Fungi, Ascomycota, Eurotiomycetes, Onygenales, Ajellomycetaceae. Gene Ontology annotation, molecular function: protein binding. Bases 1 to 2043 code for a protein of 680 amino acids. The record is from RefSeq and is a predicted model, not a curated record. The transcript has 4 exons.
AUGGCUACACUCCUGCUCAAGGCCGGCGCCAAUGUGGAUGGAGUUACGGAGGAGAACGGGGUGCCCGCUCUGCAUGUAACAGCCGACCAUGGCUCUCUCGAGAUGGUCAAGCUACUUAUGGAUAGCGGUGCAGAUAUUCGUUGCUGGAUAGAGCAUUUGAUAAUCCAAUGGCAGACUCUUCGGACGCAGAAGAAGGGGCAGACUAAGGAGUUUGAAACCAGCCGAAUCAUACGAUCUCUUCUGUCAUUCCAUAAAGCCAGCCAAGAUCAUGAAAUCCUCCAAGAUGCGCUGACUGUAGCCGCAUACCACGGCAAAACUGGCAUAGUUGAGCUCCUUCUCGCGGCAGGUGCCAAUAUUGACGGAGAAAACAGUUUGGGAUUCAUAGCGCUCAAGACUGCCAUCUUGCAAAACUAUGAAACACUGCAGACCGCUUCGAAGAUCAUUAGACUUGGUGCUAACCAGAAUCACCUGAACAAGUUGUCCCCAUUACACAUAGCAGCUGCGAAAUGUGACGCGCGCUUUGUACAGCUCCUUGUUGAUAAUGAAGUCGAUGUCGAUACUGGCAUUACACUUGUACCAAAACGAGAUUCUCCGAUGUUAAGCCCCCAUUUUAGCAACAGAAGGCUAGCCAACCUAGAAGCAACCAUUACUCGCCUUCACACUCCGCUUCAGUUUGCCUUACAUAGAGUCCAUAGUCUCAUAUUGCGCAGUCGGAAGAUAGAUAAAGCCGCUAUGAUCUUAUUGCAGGCAGGGGCUAAGCUUAUGGGUGGAGAGCUUGUGCAAGCGGUGGAUUUUGAUAGCGUUGAAUGGGGGCAAACUCUUUUCAGUCUCAAGGCUGGGCGACGGGAACUUGUCGACCUCCUCGUGGCCAACCGCGCUACUCACCAUGACACAGGCCCGAAUGGGGAAUCAAUUCUGGAAGGGGCUUGCUUAUCCCAAGAUUUGAACCAGAUAUCUUGGGCAAUUCGUCACGGCCCACGGCCGUACGACUCAGGAGCACUUUGUGCCACUGUCUGUUCCUUCAAGAAAGGGAACGAUAUCACAUCUAUCAAAAGCCUCCUUAGCGAAAGGGAAGGUGGACAAGCUGUUGGAAGCCACUGCAGUAGGUUAUGCUGCUUACUGGACAAUUUGGCCAGUUUUGAAAUGUCUCCUCAAUCUUGGGGUUUUGGACUAAGUGAGGGCUGCAAAAGGCAGUUCUGGCACAGCAAUUCCAUGAUCCGCGGUUCUGUCUUGGUCACCGCUAUCCUCGGAAAAAGCUGGGAAACAGUGCAAUCGCUCCUCGACGCGGGUUACCUUCCUGAUGCCCUAUCAUUGCUGGUUGCAAUCAAUAAGUGUACCUCAGAAGAUGUCGCUAAACUCAUUUCCCACGGGGCUGAUGUCAACGCGCGCCCCUUUCACAAUCUUGAUAAACCUUUCCAACUAGCUUGCCGCCUCAAGCACAUUCAAUUAGUGGCACUGCUCCUUUCUCAUGGAGCAGAUGUUAAUGCCUCAGCAGCCGUGAACGUACCAACAAUCGACCAUUGGGGUGAAGGGCCGAAUGAGCCCCUCCCACGCUCAGCACUGCAGGCUGCCGUUGAACACGGCCAUCUAGAGCUUAUUGACAUGCUUCUCACGGCUGGAGCAGAUGUGAAUGGCCAAUUGUCCCCAGACGCGGGUGCCACUGCGCUGCAGCUUGCAGCCGCAAUGGGUAUCACGAAACAACUUCUAGAGCUCGAGGUAGAAAUCAAUGCCUCUCGAGCAGACAUUAAAGGUCGAACAGCCCUAGAAGCUGCAGCGGAACAGGGACGGCUAGACAUGGUGCAGUUUUUGCUGGAGAAUGAGGCAGAGACGGAGGGAGGUGGUAUCUGGUAUUAUCAUAGGGCUAUUGGAUUUGCAAAACGGCAUGGCCAUCAGACAAUUGCCCGGUUGCUUGAAGAGUGGAGGGAGUGGAUACUCAAAAACUAUGACUGCGACGAAAUAGAAGACGAGCUCUUAGAUGACGAGUUUCGGGAGGAUGAUUAUGGCGAGUAUUGGGAAGACGAGGAUACUGACGGCUAUUAUUAA